AUGAAUUCUAAAGUGCUAUUUCUUCUUGUUGUCUGCGCCGUCAUCGCUUCCCCUGUCUUUUCUGAAAGUCGUUUCUGCACAGCGUGCAAAGGUAUUGUCGACAAUGUCAAGAAAAUGGUCUCCGCAGGAAAGGACAUUGAAGAGGCUAUCAGAGAGGAAUGCGAUGCAAGUGCUCCGAGGUUUUUGAAGUCUGUUUGCCGUCGCUUCCUCAAUGGUCUCUCAAUGUUACACGAUCAUAUACAGGAUACUUCAUCUGACGACGUUUGCGCCACUCUUCUCCUCUGUGGAAGUUCUGAGGAAGAUGAGGAAGAGGAGGAAGAGGAAUGA
This is a messenger RNA of Ostertagia ostertagi, 327 nucleotides long. NCBI's taxonomy places the organism in Eukaryota, Metazoa, Nematoda, Chromadorea, Rhabditida, Trichostrongylidae. The record is from the annotation of a GenBank genome assembly.